Sporothrix brasiliensis 5110 is the source of this 1650-nucleotide messenger RNA. RefSeq lists its product as uncharacterized. NCBI's taxonomy places the organism in Eukaryota, Fungi, Ascomycota, Sordariomycetes, Ophiostomatales, Ophiostomataceae. The record is from RefSeq and is a predicted model, not a curated record. The transcript has a single exon. The coding region runs from base 1 to 1650 and encodes 549 amino acids.
AUGGCCGAUAGUAUCAAAGACGGAAGCGAAUCGCCAGGCCGGAUCGUGCGCACCUUGAGCUCAAGCGGUGUGCUUCCUCGGCUGUCACCACCGGGCGACCAAGAAGCCACCUCAUACUACCGGUACCUGCCAUCCCAACCACGUCUUCUGGGCCGCACGACGUCGGGGGUCAUACCGUGGCCGCCACCUCUUCAACCCUUGCCGAACGAGUACGUGUCUCACCGAGAGUCACCAAAGAACGUCUUGGCGCCCAUUGGUGACCACCCCAUCGUUGCCAUCUGGGACAACAUCGAGCUCCUAAUUCAAGACGCACUGUCCCGCUUACCCUGGACGUCAAUCGACGUUUUUCGAAUCGGCUUGCAAAACAAGCGAAUCCUUGAUCGGCCAGUUGUUGUGUGGGUGGGAAUCGACACCAGCAGAGUGUCCUGGGACAACCAGGUCGCGCCCGCCCUGCGAGCAAUCCGCACCAUCCUAGACGAUGCAAACUUGCGGGACGUGGAGAGCGAGUUCCGCACAUCGGAUGUCCACUAUCUGUCGAGCCCUGUCUUACUGAGUCCCAGUAAGAUAGACCUUCUGUCUCCGAAGUUCUACGAGUGCACCAACGUCAUUGGAACGGCUAUUGGGCAGUCUUUUGCUCCAACGGACAACGACAACGUGCAAGGUACACUUGCGUGUUAUCUGACAUACGACCAUGGUCACGAUGACGGAUGUGACAUCGACGCCGUGUUUGCACUGACCUGCCGCCAUUCGGCCCUGCCAUUCAACGUUCACAGAUCCAAAGACAACAAGCCGUAUGCUCUAACGAGUCCAGAGCGAGAGCAGUGGAAGGUGGGUGUGCCCGGCAUAGCCAAGUUGAAAUAUGCUCUCCAAACAUCGAAAGACGAAAAGAACAUCUCCCAGGCCUCCAUAGAGAGUGCAGUGAAACUGGAAGACUUUCACCUUGUCGACCGCUACGAGCCUAUAUUAAGAGACUGGAGCACUUUGUUCGACAAUAUUGUCCCUUUUCUCGCAGUGGAGGACUGCGUUGUGGGGAGUGUUGUCCACUCUCCGGCACUGCAGCUCUGGAAGACGGGUGACCAUCCGUGGUCUCGGGACUGGGCCCUUGUUCGGCUGGACCGAACAAAAUUCCCCGACAGCGGGAACGGGUUAAGGAACACGGUCGACCUGCGGGUCAGAAAUCUCCCAGCCGGCUUGAGCAAGUUCCCCUUUCCCACGGACCGGCUCCUUACGCUCUCUGACAAGAGAAAGGAUAUCGUUACCCUACAAGAGAUGCGCGACACAAAAUCCCUUGACGGUAACGGCAACCGGUCCCUCAUUGUUGCCAAGAAUGGGGCGAGUACUGGCCUCACGUUCGGAAGCCCCUCCGAGCUCAUGUCGACCGUGCGUUACUGUAUGCCCGGUGGGCAUUCAUACACGACCCAUGAAUGGUCGAUCGAGGGCAGUCUCGAUAAUCCCUUAGAGCCAUUCUCUCAGAGUGGAGAUUCUGGCUCGUUGGUUUUCACCAUCGAGGGGAGGCCGGCGGGCAUGGUUACGGGAGGUGCUGCCGUCGGGGGGAAUAGUGGCGUCGAUAUCACCUACGUGACGCCGCUGGAGGUGAUCCUAAAGGACAUUGAGGAUUGUUUGGGGAACAGAAAGGUUAGAUUGCUGUGA